Molecule: messenger RNA, 3774 nt
Organism: Osmia bicornis bicornis
Lineage: Eukaryota; Metazoa; Arthropoda; Insecta; Hymenoptera; Megachilidae
Exons: 3
Coding region: 2231-3745 (504 amino acids)
Source: RefSeq, a predicted model, not a curated record
GGCUCUGCUGGCGCGUUCACCUCCCGCUUGAACGCAGUACGCUUCGGACUCUCGCGCAGGCGAGAUUGCACCAAUCCGCUCGGUCGAUCCAGUGACCACGUGCGCCACCCAACGAUCCAGAGGGACCCGGCUGUUUCGGCCACCGGAUCCGACCACGUGUUUUCGGUGACUUAUGACGGCCCAUCGGACCGAAGGGAUCGCGUCGUGCUGUGAACAUGGUGUUCCCGAGUGAGAGUGGCACGAGGGAGGAACCGGGUUGUCUGAAUUAAUGUCUCGUUCGCACUUUGAUGAAGAGGGACCCAGGUGAUCGCGAGAGAUCUUGAAUACCAACAUGAUAUCUGAAUUGGGAUCUUGAUUGCUGUGUUUAAUUAGUUGUUUCAUAGGUCCAGAAAUGGAUCGUCGGUGGAGGUUCGUUAUUCAGUUGUGUGCCGUUUGUUCGGAAAGAUCGUUGAGAAAAUAAAUGUAUGAAAAUUUCACAGGUCCAUGUGCUUGAUUACAAAUGAGAAGACGUAAUGACAGAACCAGUCCAUCGAAGGAGAAGCUGAGGAACGUGUCGCGCGACCAUCCUGAUAGGUCGUUAGGCUGCCUCGUAGCUACGCGGAGGACACUGGUUAUAUCGGUGUUACCAGCAGCCAGUAGCAAUCCAGAAAGGAGAAGAUUAACAAAAACAAGAAGAGAAACCAUUCUCGUUCAACGACUAAGAAGAAACGCGAAUAUUACGAGCCUCUUAAGAGCCUAAUGCUUCGCUAACUAGCCAAAGCCGCUCCAGAUACGAGCGGAGCGGUGCGCCGCGAUGUGAAUGCAAACGUUCGAUUCGAUAGCUCGUAAAUAGAGUCGAUCGUUCGGUUCUCACGGUCCGAAUUAAACCGACACCGUGGCAAAGAAACGCGAUCUCACCGUGGACACGGUACCACGGUUCGGUCGAAUGGUGAAACGAAAAACGGUGGCGAAUGAAUUUGAAAUGGUUGUGACGGCGUGAAUCGAGCCCGAUACCGUUCCCUGAUUCAGCUGGACACUUUUCGACGUGUCUGUCGCGGAUCGAACAGAACAAUCGCUGGGACAAAAGGGUGAAAAAGUGAAGGUUGAACAAGCAGGAUUGACGGGAGGAAGAGAGUGGUGGGCAAAAAACGGUCAAAGCGACGGAGAUACCAGGUUAAUUAGAUUAUCGACGGUGCGGAGAGUUGUUGGAAGAGCUCGCAGGACGACCAUACAUGGUCCAGCGGCCUACGAAGCAGCAGGAAGAAGCGGCAGCGUCGCGUGGGAGGUCGAGCUGUUUCCACGCUGCUUUUUACGCAACUGAAGACAGAUUCGUGUGCCUACCUUUCAAACCCACCGAGUCGAGCACAACCUUGUUAUUGUUAAAUCUACCUGAUCUCGGACGAGAAUUUUUCUAGAAGAGAAAAAUAGAGGAUCGCGAGACGAUGGUUAAUUGAGAAGAUCGAAGGAACUUGUUUCACAACCGAUGAAGUAGCUGGGAAAAGGAACUUGAUUUCGGUCCAAAAGCGGCUACGUCGAUCAACGGACUCGAGCAUCGUCAUUAACGCGGAAUCGCGUGCCAACUUUCAAUCUCGUGGCUGAACGCACCGGGAGCACGUCAAGAUCGCGUUUAUAGCGGAGCACCGCAUCCUAUAAAUCCAGAUUUCCGCGAUUUCACUGAACCAGUCCGCGGCAUACGGCGCGUACGUGUGUCGUAGGCACGCUUAUAACAGAUCGCUGGAAACGCGCGGGCCGAAGCGUUAAGAACGAUGAAAGUGUAGCGGAGCGUGUUAUGCAAAGCAGCGUGACGGGAGAACCAGAAAAGCCUGAUCGAUCCACGUUGAACCGUCGCGAAUUCGAGCUUGAUCGUCUGCGGUCCGUCAUUCACGGGUCGAAUCGAUUCAACAGACUGGUCGAUCGCUUUGCAUCUUCCUGAUUCCACGUCAAAUAUUCACUGAACUCGAAUAAUUGAAGACAUACUCUGCAGAGAUACAAUUUGUCGGUCAAAAGUAACUGAUCGACUUGGUACAAAUUCUUCGAACAGAAACAAAGGGUGUCUUUCAAUGAUUUCUGGUUAUAACUAGAACCAUGAAGAGGUAGUCUUCGAAUCCUUUCAACGAAUUUUAAUCUCUUGGAGGAUUGUUCGGUUCGGAGUGGCGAAAAAAUUGAAUUGCAAAUCGCGUGGGAACAUGGAUACAGUCGAGUGGGUUUCGACGAUCCUACGGUGAUCGAAGACGAGGGGACGAGGAGAAAUAUGUCGGUCGCUGGUACCAGAAGACUAUGCAGAGUGGGCCUAGUCGCCGUGUUGGUCACCGCGUUGUGCGUGUUGACCCUGCUCGAUUCGCCGCCACAACUCCCGGAUCCACCGGCGGAUCCUCCUCCCACGCCAGGUGGCGAACCUCCAGGCACAAGAAGCAUCGUGGCUUACUCGUGGGCGAGGAGAUUGGCACUCGAUUACAGACCCUCCAAGGAGUGCGACGGUAAUGGAACGUACGGAACGACGUUAAAUACGUUCAAGUUAGCCGACGCGAAGUGGCUCGAGACAAUCCCCGGACAGCUCUUCCUGUACAGCGCCCACUUGGACCUCAGAGUGGCCGGCUAUCCGAGCCUCAGGGUGAUUGGCGUUAAACGCGGACCUCUGCCGACCUCUGCCCUUUUCUGCACCGUUUGGUACGAGGAGGAGGAUCGAGGCAGAGCGGUAAGCGUGGAGGCGCUGGUCUCCACUAUUUGGUUGGACGAAUGGGGCGAGACGUUGGACAGUUACGCGGGUAUCCUGGUCGGUUGUCAAUUACCCGUGGACGGGGGUAUCGAGCCGUCCAGAGUGUACGUGGGCCCGGAACCCUGCCAGCAGAAUGCUAGUCAUAGUUUAGCGAUAAACACGAGGCACCGAAACGAGGUGGAAGAACAUCGACGACAGUUCACCCUGUGCAUCAAGGGGUUGGACUUCGACGAGGACAUCUCGUCGAAGAUCGUCGCGUUCGUCGAGCUGCAUCGCAUACUCGGCGCUGAGCUCUUCUACUUUUACGUGUUCAGCGUUCACGAGAACGUGCUGAAGGUGUUGAGGCUGUACGAACGAUCCAACGUGAUCAGAUGGUUCAAUCUGACGUUGCCUGGUGACUUGCCGAACGAGAAGCACGCGAGGAGGCGAUUCCUCGGCGAGGACAUCUGGAUCAAGAGACGAAUGGAGCUGAUACCGUACAAUCAUUGCUUCUACGACAAUCUCCAUCGAUCCGAGUUCGUGUUACCCAUCGACAUCGACGAGGCGAUCGUGCCAGCCAGGAAGAGGAACUGGUACGAGCUGUUGCUCGACGAGAGGAUCAAACUCGGCAGAAACUUCAAGGACUUCGCCUCGUACGCGGUCAGGAACGCUUAUUUCUUUCCAGAACUGCAGACAAGGAAUCAGAGCGACCGCGCGACGCCUGACACGGAUUCGCUGGAUUCCUUCGAGGAUCUAGAUUAUCUCGACACGGUGAGAGCCGCCUGUAUCUCGCCGGAAGGCGAUUCCGUGAAAAGCUUCGUCUCGACGAGACGAGCGUUAACGGUGCACAACCAUUACGCGCUGGCCACGCUGAAUCCCUCCACCAGACGCGCGCAUCACUUCGACCCGGAAGACGUUCUCAAGCACCACCAUAGGGCGUGCGAUGACAGACACUUGGACUGCGAGAUCCUCAUGGAGGACGUCAGAGUCGACGAGUCCGCGCUCAGGUACGCGGAUCAACUGAAGGAGAGGAUGAGGGUGUUCUUGAGCGACCUGAGGGGGUUCUCUUAGCAGGAAAAUGCGAUUUUGUAAAUAAUAAA